UCUGCUCGCUCCGCUCCGCUCGCCAAUCGCCUCCAGAGCUCCAGGCAUGGCCCCAAGUACCGUGGCGGUGGAGAUGCUCAGUCCCAAGGAGAAAAACCGACUGCGGAAGCCGGUGGUGGAGAAGAUGCGUCGGGACCGCAUCAACAGCAGCAUUGAGCAGCUGAAACUCCUGCUGGAGCAGGAGUUCGCGCGGCACCAGCCCAACUCCAAACUGGAGAAGGCCGACAUCCUGGAGAUGGCCGUCAGCUACCUGAAGCACAGCAAAGCCUUCGCCGCGGCCGCCGGCCCCAAGAGUCUGCACCAGGACUACAGCGAGGGUUACUCGUGGUGCCUGCAGGAGGCGGUGCAGUUCCUGACCCUGCAUGCAGCCAGCGACACGCAGAUGAAGCUGCUUUACCACUUCCAGCGGCCCCCAGCUCCCGCCGCGCCUGUCAAGGAGACCCCGACGCCCGGCGCUGCGCCCCAGCCGGCGCGCUCCUCCACUAAGGCAGCCGCCUCCGUCUCCACCUCGCGCCAACCUGCCUGCGGCCUCUGGCGGCCCUGGUGACCCAGAGGCCGAAGGGUGCCUGGAGCGGACCAGAGGACCAGCUCGUUCCUCUCCAUGUGGGAAGACAUUCCCCAGCCGCGUUUCAGCCCCAGGUUGGCCGCAACCUUCUACCGAAGGCUCCCUCCCCAGGCUGGCUGGCCAGCAAGGGGGGUCAUUCUUAGAGAAUGUGCGUGCAGAGUUGUUAUUUGGGGAUAAUCAGGGUCCACCCUCUGCCGCCUGUCCGACCCCAUGGGGUUGUUUUGUGUUUGCAUUUCAGCAAGUGACUUCUGCGAAGUUCCCGGUCGGUCUCCACCGGGUGUUCUAUGAUAUUUGUAGAGUUGGGGGUUGGCUCACCCCAGCCUGUAGAGUAGAGGACUUUCUUCAGGGCCCGUGGCUGCUGGGCAAGCGCCCUGCGGGCGGGCUGUGCCCUGGGCACAUUUGCCUUUUGUGAAGGCGGAACUGCAGGUGUUUCCUCAGAGGAAAGCACUCAGCCUGCGUGGGUGUAGGACCCCUGGGACCUCACCUUAAGGUCCACAUGACCUUGGCUGUCUGGUGCGCGCUCACAGUGGGCUGUCUGGGAGGGUGGGGUCUCCACGACGAUCCUUAAAGGAUUCAUUUGUAUGGGAGGGUGCGUGUGGGCACAAUUUUGUACUUAGAAUUUGAACUCUUGGUUAUGUGGGAGAACACAAGCUGUUCUGAAGGCUUCUAAUAAAAUAUCAAGCCCUA
This is a messenger RNA of Rattus rattus (black rat), 1252 nucleotides long. It is a transcript of the gene Hes5, whose product is annotated as hes family bHLH transcription factor 5. Gene Ontology annotation, biological process: regulation of transcription by RNA polymerase II; anterior/posterior pattern specification; regulation of neurogenesis. The transcript is spliced from 3 exons. The record is from RefSeq and is a predicted model, not a curated record. Gene Ontology annotation, cellular component: nucleus. Gene Ontology annotation, molecular function: RNA polymerase II cis-regulatory region sequence-specific DNA binding; protein dimerization activity; DNA-binding transcription factor activity, RNA polymerase II-specific. The coding region runs from base 47 to 547 and encodes 166 amino acids. Lineage: Eukaryota; Metazoa; Chordata; Mammalia; Rodentia; Muridae.